GCAAAGCUCCAGACCUUCCAGCAGAGCACACCGGCUACAGAGACAAGGCUAGCAUGUCUCCUUCCUUCAAACUUCAAUGUCACUUCAUCCUGAUAUUCCUGGUGGCUCUGAGAGGGGAGAGCCGAUACCUAGAGCUGCGGGAAACCGGGGACCACGACCCUUUCCUGCUCUUCAGCGCCGACCUGAAGCGGGAGCUGGCGGGGGAACAGCUCUAUCGCCGAGCUCUGCGGUGCCUGGACAUGCUGAGUCUCCAGGGCCAGUUCACCUUCACUGCUGACCGGCCGCAGCUGCACUGCGCUGCCUUCUUCAUCAGCGCGCCCGAGGAGUUCAUCACCAUCCACUACGACCUGGUGUCCAUCGACUGUCAGGGAGGGGACUUCCUGAAGGUCUUUGACGGCUGGAUUCUCAAGGGGGAGAAGUUCCCCAGUUCCCAGGAUCAUCCUCUCCCCACCACUGAGCGGUACAUAGACUUCUGUGAGAGUGGUCUUAGCAGAAGGAGCAUCAGAUCCUCCCAGAACGUGGCCAUGAUCUUCUUCCGGGUCCAUGAGCCAGGAAAUGGGUUCACACUAACCAUCAGGACAGACCCCAACCUCUUUCCCUGCAAUGUCAUUUCCCAGACCCCAAAUGGAAGGUUCACACUGGUAGUUCCACAUCAGCAUCGAAACUGCAGCUUCUCCAUCAUUUAUCCUGUGGCGAUCAAAAUAUCUGAUGUCACCCUGGGACACUUAAAUGGCUUGCAGUUAAAGAAACCCUCCACAGGCUGUGAGGGAAAGGGAGACUUUGUGGAGCUGCUGGGAGGCGCUGGAUUGGACCCUUCCAAGAUGAUGCCUUUAGCUGAUCUCUGCUAUCCCUUCCAUGGCCCUGCCCAGAUGAAAAUUGGCUGCGACAACGUGGUGGUGCGUAUGAUCUCCAGUGGAAAACACAUAAAUCGUGUGACUUUUGAGUACCGCCAGCUGGAACCAUAUGAACUGGAAAACCCAAAUGGAAACAGUAUCCAGGAAUUCUGUUUGUCUGGUCUUUGAUUAACCAAGCCAAUGAUUUUCUUAGCUGCUAGCUAAGUGAGUUUUUAAUGGCUAUUGUAUAUGAUUUUGAUGAUCACCUCGUUAAAAGAUGUUCAUACCAGUCAGUAUUCACAGCCAUGAGUGCGUGCCUGCUCCUGCAGCGACACACACACACACACACACACACAUGUUUUUGUACCUUGCUUCUUUUUCAUUUGUUUUGUAUAAAUGACCACAUGGCAAAAAAUAAGCCCUACUCCCACUUCAUAGGAAAACAGUUUCUGUAAUUCUUUGGUGUACUAUAAGCCAGAACUGGUAAGACAAGUGCAAAGCUAUGUUCAGUUAAAAAAAUGUGUCUUAAGGGAAAACACUACAAAGAAAUAAAAAUGGUGGUAUUCAUAUCAGUUUUACAACAGAAAACAAUUGACUGUGUAUAUCAAAGUAGUUGCUUCUGUUACCUAUUUUCUGCUUCUUAGUCUGUUUACAAUAGAAAAUAGUUGUAGCUGUGACUUACUGUUUUGCAACCACUUGUUUUUAACAAAACUUUGUAGCAUGGAAAAGUUUUU
Molecule: messenger RNA, 1567 nt
Organism: Phyllostomus hastatus (greater spear-nosed bat)
Lineage: Eukaryota; Metazoa; Chordata; Mammalia; Chiroptera; Phyllostomidae
Gene: CRHBP
Product: corticotropin releasing hormone binding protein
Exons: 7
Coding region: 54-1022 (322 amino acids)
Biological process (GO): hormone-mediated signaling pathway; negative regulation of corticotropin secretion; negative regulation of corticotropin-releasing hormone receptor activity
Molecular function (GO): corticotropin-releasing hormone binding
Source: RefSeq, a predicted model, not a curated record